This is a messenger RNA of Geosmithia morbida, 924 nucleotides long. RefSeq names its product Fungal Zn(2)-Cys(6) binuclear cluster domain. Gene Ontology annotation, cellular component: nucleus. NCBI's taxonomy places the organism in Eukaryota, Fungi, Ascomycota, Sordariomycetes, Hypocreales, Bionectriaceae. Bases 1 to 924 code for a protein of 307 amino acids. Gene Ontology annotation, molecular function: DNA-binding transcription factor activity; transcription cis-regulatory region binding. The transcript has 2 exons. The record is from RefSeq and is a predicted model, not a curated record. Gene Ontology annotation, biological process: positive regulation of transcription by RNA polymerase II.
AUGGACGAGACGGUGCUGGCCACAUGCGUCAUCUGGUGUCUCACAGAUGUAUUCACCUACCGCCAAGGCGAAUCCUCCUGGCGUAUACAUCUCCAAGGCAUCAAAGCUAUCCUCGACAGCAACCAGGCACAUCGACACUUCAUCUCCGGCACCGGGUCCACGCAAGUGGCCAUGCGGCACCUGUAUCAGCUUUACAUCUCGCUGCAGACGCUACCGUACAUACCGUCUCUGCCGGACCCAGAAACGCCCGUGUACAAGGGGCUAUCUGAUCCUAGCAAGAUGGACGUGCUCUCAUUAUCGCCUUCGGACACCAAGAUCGAUGGCUUCCUUGGCUACAGCGAGGAACUGCUGCAUAUACUGCAGCGAAUCGAUCACCUCUCAAGCUUGGACGACCAGGAUUCAUCGGCUGUCAACUGCGAGGCUGAUAUUCUCCUCGGCAAGGUCAAGGGUAUGAUUCAGCGAGACUCCGAGAUCUCUCCCACCGUCUCCAUAUGUGCUUCCCUGUCACCCGAAGACACCCACGAGUUCACUCUCUGCCACAGAACCUUCCAGCAGGCCACCCUGAUCCACCUGUACCGGCGGCUAUACCACCUUCCAUCUCGCGCUAAGCCUCUCCAGACCGCGAUUGAGUCUAUCAAGGAGAUGAUGAAUUUCAUGGUCCAGGGUCAGCCCUGUCACACGUGGGUCGCCAUGGCCAUGCCCCUCUUCACCAUUGGCUGCGAGGCCUUUACCGACGACCAAGAGGAAUUCGUCAUGGACAAGGUGAACAAGCUGGAGGAGUGCAUCGGCUCACUCCAUGUAAAAAUCAUCCGCCAAGCCCUCGAGGAUAUAUGGGAAGUCAGGAAAAGAAUGGGCGACUUGGAGGGAAAUAUCUGUGCCAGUCAAUUGCUUGCUGAACUGCGGUACAAUAUUAUUCUCUUUUAG